AUGUUUUACGACAAAGAUUUAAUGAAUAGUAAGUCCCUUGGAAAAGUUUGGCGCGCUGCUCAUGAUUUCAAGGAAGAAUCUGAUGAACAAGCAUCUAUGGCGAGUAUUUGCGACAAGCUAGACUUGUGGGUCGAUAGCGAUCACGAAGACGCUAGCAGACGGCUCUCGCUUCGAACGUCGUCGAUAUUCGUCGAUGGCGCAGCUCGGCUGUACAAGCGAAAAAUAGAAUCGCUAUUUGAAGAUACACAAAGAUUGGACCGAGAUAUGUCUAAACGAAGGAGAUAUCGCUGUUCGAUCGAUAGUAAUCAAGACAUGUCGCAAACGUACACAGAUCCCGAAUUCCAUGGAACAAUCGUCAGUGACGUGUCAGAAAUGGAAUCGGGAUCCCAUGGAUUUGACGAAUCAAUUCCAAGUAUAGAACAGCGAAGAAAAAAUCCCCAAUUUGAAGAUGGUCUCAAUUUUCCGAGCACCGAAGAACCAACAAAAUUCGACAAAGAAGUGCAAACUACACCAAAAAGACAAAGGAACCGCAAAAGUAAUUCCCAAGAACUACCAUUCGAUGGUAGUUUUGACAGAAACCUACCAUUCGGCUUCAUUCUCGUCCAUGAUAACUACCAAACGAGAAUCCCUAGCAAAAUUAUAUUCACUUCAAUUACUUCUGAUAUUAACAAAUUGGUUUAA
Molecule: messenger RNA, 681 nt
Organism: Ostrinia furnacalis (Asian corn borer)
Lineage: Eukaryota; Metazoa; Arthropoda; Insecta; Lepidoptera; Crambidae
Exons: 5
Coding region: 1-681 (226 amino acids)
Molecular function (GO): protein binding
Source: RefSeq, a predicted model, not a curated record